Molecule: messenger RNA, 1230 nt
Organism: Metarhizium brunneum ARSEF 3297
Lineage: Eukaryota; Fungi; Ascomycota; Sordariomycetes; Hypocreales; Clavicipitaceae
Source: RefSeq, a predicted model, not a curated record
AUGUCGCCAGAGUACUGGGAGAUACAAAACAAUCGCAAAGAACACAAGGGCGACAUCGAACUUGAUGCGAAUGUCAAAAAGUCUCGAAUCGAAGCCGAGGUCGAUGGGAACCAACUGUCAUACUUUUUGAAGCUGGCGGAGGGAAGAGAAGCUCGCUCCAUGCUUGACGAGUCCUCAAAAUUGAUCAAUAAAGCCAUUCCCAACCUCUCUCCAAAACCAUUAGCCUGGGGGAAAUGCGAGAAGCCCGGGGGCGAGUUUGACAAGUACUUCCUCAUCUUCACAUUCCACUCACUGCUUGAAGACAAACCCAAGCCUAGACCCGACAUUCCGCGUUUCGCCGAAGCAGUGGCUCAGCUCCAUACCCUCAGCAUGAAAGAGUAUGCCACGUCGAACCCUGAUGAAAAGUUUGGAUUCCAUGUAACCACCUACAACGGGACGCUUCCGCAGGACAAUACUUGGACCAAGUCCUGGAAAGAAUUCUACGUUGCAGGAAUGGAGCGGAUGUUGGCACUGGAGGAAGAAGCAAGAGGGCCGAGUGAUGAACUGAAGAAGCUUUCAGAACCCUUCCUCAGAAAGGUCAUCCCAAGGCUUCUUGAUCCCAUGGAAACAAAUGGCAGAAGCAUCAAGCCUGUGCUGCUUCAUGGUGAUUUGUGGUUGGGAAACGUCUCUUGCCAGAAGGCGUCUGAAAAUAACGAUCCGCUGUUGUUCGAUGCUGCAGCUUUCUGGGGCCACAACGAGUACGAGCUUGCUACUCUGCGUCCCUUGGCAGAUGAUUGGAUCAAAGAGUGUUAUAGAGCUUACCACGAGCUCGUUCCAAAAUCCGACCCCGAGGAAGACUGGGAUGCCCGUAAUGCCCUCUAUGCAACGCGCCUCAUCAUCCACGACUCGGCAAUUUACCCGGAUCAACCUCACUUCAGAGAAAUGAACGUCCCCAUCUCCCAGUAUGGCAACGACAAGUUGCACCAGACCCCCAACGCAACUUACAGAACCUGGACGAUGACGCUCUCCAGGACACUCACACUUGCACUCGCGAUGCAAGGAGCUACACAGCACAACUGCGUUACACGGAACCUUGACGCCGGAAUCAAGCUCCCAGAUGAGGAUGUCAUUCGAGUCGAGAUCAAGCGCCGUCUGUCGUGUGGUGCGCCGUCUGCACAGAUUGGACUAUCGCGACUGUUCCUGGGCCUAAAGAAGGAACGUAUCCUUUCAACCCGAAGCAGUUCCGCGUAA